AUGGUUUCCUUUGAUGUCACGUCCCUUUUUACUUCUGUCCCGCAGGACCUGGCAGUCGAGACAAUCGAACUACUCCUGCGAGAGAAAUACGACGAAAAAGCGAAUCGCCUCGGACACACCCAAAUCAUCCAGCUCCCGAAGUUCUGUCUCGAGACGUACUUCACUUUCGACGGAACAAUCUACAAGCAGGUGACGGGCACGCCAAUGGGUUCGCCGAUUUCGGGAUUCAUAGCCGAGGCGGUCCUACAACGGCUGGAGUCGCUGGUUUUCCGACACCACGGACCGAAAUUCUGGGCUCGGAAUGUGGAUGAUACCUUCAUCGUCAUCGAACGGGAUCAGGUGUUGACAUUCAAGUUACAUCUCAACUUCAUCUUCCUGGACCUUCAACUUACGAUGGAGGAGGAGGAGGAGGAGGAGGAGGAGGAGGAGAAAAACAGCCAGCUGGCCUUCCUGGAUGUCCUCGUCUGCCUCAAAGAUUGUGGUGGCCUAAAAACCAAAGUGUUCAUGAAAGCGACAAAUUCGACGCAAAUACUGGACUUCAAUAGCAACCACCCGAUCAGUCACAAACGCAGUUUCGUAAGGGCGCUAUACCGGCGCGUUGAGACGCACUGCAGUGAAAUGGAAGAUAAUGUUGCUGAAUUACAAUAUCUUCGACGAGUACUGAGAGCCAAUGGCUACCCGCGCAACUUUGCAACCAGUGCAUACGAACACAAUACCAGAGACCAAAUCCAACCGGCCCUAAAUUUUGGUGGGCUCUUCCGUACGUAA
Molecule: messenger RNA, 768 nt
Organism: Spirometra erinaceieuropaei
Lineage: Eukaryota; Metazoa; Platyhelminthes; Cestoda; Diphyllobothriidea; Diphyllobothriidae
Source: the annotation of a GenBank genome assembly